CGGGAAAGAGUCACAACUCGGGCUUGCUCUGCUCGUAAAGCUUGUGGCUGUUGGGGACUCAGAUAUCGACGUUUUUAUAAGUUAUUCUCGUCUCUCAUCUGGAUGUUUGCAGCUGGACAGUAAGAGGCUGAGAGGUUUUAGUGAAUAAAUCAAACAAAAAUAGGACUUUUUGACGUGUGUUGGCUGCAGAUUCACUACAUUCAAUACAUGUUUAAAUAGAUGCACUGGUGUUCUGUCGUUCUACGGAGAAUAAAACCUUCUUUCUCUUUCAGGGACCGCUUCCAAACACAUGUGGCCACUUCUGGGAGAUGGUGUGGGAGCAGAGGACCCGCGGUGUCGUGAUGCUGAACCGAGUCAUAGAGAAAGGAUCUGUCAAAUGUGCCCAAUAUUGGCCACAGAGAGAGGAGAGAGAUGCUGUCUUUGAAGAUACCAAUUUCAAGCUUACUCUUGUCUCAGAAGACAUCAAAUCUUACUAUACAGUCCGUCAGCUGGAGCUGGAAAAUCUGUCUACUGAAGAGACUCGUGAGAUUUUACAUUUUCACUAUACCACCUGGCCGGACUUUGGGGUACCAGAGUCUCCCGCCUCCUUCCUUAACUUCCUGUUCAAGGUGCGAGAGUCUGGUUGUCUGAAUUCGGACCAGGGACCGGUGGUGGUGCACUGCAGCGCCGGCAUCGGACGCUCGGGGACAUUUUGUCUCGUGGACACCUGCCUCUUACUGAUGUCCAUGCGUAAAGACCCGUCCUCGGUGCGGAUUCGUGAUGUGCUGCUGGAGAUGCGACGCUAUCGAAUGGGCUUGAUUCAGACGGCAGAUCAACUUCGCUUCUCCUACCUGGCUGUCAUUGAAGGUGCCAAGUACAUCAAGGGAGAUACGUCGCUGCAGGAGUCGUGGAAGGAGCUCUCAAACGAGGAAGACGAUCCUCCGGAGUUCUCCCCUCCUCCUCCUCUUCCUCCUCCAAGAGACCCACACAACAGCAAAGUUGAGCCAUCCUUUUUCCCUGAGAACGCUGAGGUUAUCCAGCCGAUGGAGAUCCGCAGUCUGGGGUCCUCACAGGAGUCGGAGCUGAGAAAGAGGAACGUCGCUGCCCCCGAGCCUCCUCCUGACGAUGCCGAUCAGCUCGAUGGCUGCGUGGGAAUCGAAGAGCAUACCGCCAGAGCUCCGACCAAAUCCCAGCAGCAGCACGAGGCCGAGGAAGAGGAGCAGCCCGAGGAAGAGGAGCAGCCAAAGGAAAGCUCUCCUGUGCCGGGGACUUGGUCCCCUCUUCUAACCAACGUGUGCCUGGGCACGGCGCUGGCUCUCAGCGCUUACGUAUGUUAUCGAGCCUAUUUCCACUGAUGUCUGUCCUUCCUCCUCCUUCUUGGUUCUCCCUGUUUCUCCACUGAUGUUGCAAAGUGGACUCGGCUGGCCACUCAGCCUGCUUUGACUCUGGGUUUGCUCUGCGAGUGAGGGGAUUCUUUGGACUUCCUCUGCAGAUUCAGGUUCACUGGUUUAUUUUACAGAUGCAGUGCGAGGGGUUGGCUGGUUGGGAGUAACCCAACCGUUCUUUCCAUGUGUCAUCUUGGAUGCUCAGGGCCUCUGUUCUUCAGGUGUCAUAUCCCAAACACGUGUGCCGACUUAAACACAGACUCAACAAACAAUACGUAUCGCGGUCCGCAGAGGAAAAUGGUUUGUUUUAUCUCCCCUGUUCUGUGAACCAGGAUGAAUGGCCCGUCAGCCCAUUUUACAUCUCCUGUCUUAUAUACCAAACGUGUUUGUGUUCUUCCAUUUCAAGGUGUCCACUAGGAUUUCACGUCUUUCCACCGUGUCUGUCUUUUGCUUACACAAAUAGAUCAGAAAAUUAUAGAGACAGAUUUUCUUUUUGACCAGCCUGUCUGAAAUGAUGCCAGUAAGAAGACGCUUCAGAAGCUUUUUUUGUUCUACAGUGAGGUGAAAUAUGUGAAAGUAAGUAAUUGUGAUCUGUCCUCACUCGCGGCCCGUGUGGGUCUGCGGGAGAGACGUGCUAGAUGAAUACAUGCAGUAUGUGUGUGUGUGUGUGUGGUAGUUAGUGGAGCUUUCUACUGAUGCUUGAGUUCAAUCGACUCUGUGAGAAAUAUUAAUUUAAACAUUUACAAUACGUCAAAUGUGAGAUGUAGACUGGGUUGCCUCCUGGUGACCGAUUCCCUUUUUUGCGUUUUUUCUCUCCCCGGCGGCUCAACGGUGACGAUAAUAACACAAGUGUCUCUUUCUCCGUUUGCCAUCUGGAGAUUUAUAACAACCGGCUUUUGCUUUACUACUUACUCUUUUUGGGAGAACAUCUUUUUAGUCGCAGUGGAUACAAAUGCGUGGAGGCUUUUUAACGGCGAGAGAAUGUCUAUCGUAACCUGAAUGCAUCUGAUAACACGCAGUCACAAGUCACGCGUGUUCAGUCGGCGGAGUUAACGUAGUGCUGCACCGAGACCAGGACCAGGACCAGUCGAGUCCAGAGUCCAGAGUCCAGGUGAGAGAGACUGAAAUGAAAAAUAAUGCUUUUGCCUUUUGCCGAUGCAGUGAGAUGCAGGCGUAUGAUUGCGAGUGACGCUGACAUUGGCAGCCCCGGUAACCGCGGUUAGUUACCCCGGUAACCGCGGUUAGUUAACCCGGUAACCGCGGUUACCUAACCCGGUAACCGCGGUUACCAGGCUGCCAAUGUCAGCGCCCGUUCUUUGGAUUUUGAAUGAAUUAAAUCAAUACCUGUUUUUCAGAACAAGCGCGCUUCAUCGGUGGUUUUGUUUUGAAGUUACCUCUGAAAAUAAAUAAAUAUAUGUGUGUGUGUGUGUGUGUGUGUGUGUUUGGACUCGGUGGAGACCAGCUGUAGAGUAUUUGGCGAGACCAAUGGCCAAGUCCGAGUGCAAAUACCAGCGAGUCCAAGACGUUAGAUAAAGGAAGUGACGGCCGACUCUUUUCGCCAGCAAUACAAAGACUUAACGUGCGUCACCCUUUACUUUAUAAACUCUGAGUUUGAACAGGGAUUUUUUUUGAACAAACCAAAAAUCAAACACCAGCACAGGGAUGAAAACAAUACACUGUAGUGAUUAUCUGUCGUAUCAUGGCGCGGCUCUGAGCUGGCAAUAUUGUUUUUGUAUGAUUACGUUGUUUGUUUUUGUUGUUUUUUGUUGUUUUUUUUUAGCAUGCUGCAUUUGUGAAUUAAGAGGUUUGUCCUAAGAAGAGAUUAGCUGAGCUGCUAGCAUUCAGUUUACUUUUUGUGACUCGAUUAAAGUUCAGUACUUGAGUCCGACAGCUGUACCUUUCUUUAGAAUGUAUAAAUGUCCUCUCCAAGGAAACUCUUAUUAGAUAUAUAUAUAUAUUUUUUUUUUCAAAUCAGGUUUCAGUGUGCUGAGUUUCUUUUUUUGUUGUUUUUUUUUCGUUGUCCUGCUUUAGCCAGAGGUAAAGUCUCAGCACCUGUGCAGCCAUUGCACCAGGUUGUACCUGUUUUUUCUAUACUCAAUGCUGAGCUCAAAAACAUGUAUUUUUUUAUUUACAUUUGUUUUCCUUUUUAAAUAAAAAUAAAAAGUCUACUGUUGAUUUGUUCUGGUUUGUAGAACAGAUUUACACCUAUAACCUCAUUCUCAGUCGUACUUCUGAACAAUGACUAUGGUAAUAAAAAGGUCACACAUCA
This is a messenger RNA of Morone saxatilis (striped sea-bass), 3633 nucleotides long. RefSeq names its product protein tyrosine phosphatase non-receptor type 1 (gene ptpn1). NCBI's taxonomy places the organism in Eukaryota, Metazoa, Chordata, Actinopteri, Moronidae. Gene Ontology annotation, molecular function: protein tyrosine phosphatase activity. Gene Ontology annotation, biological process: protein dephosphorylation. Bases 309 to 1334 code for a protein of 341 amino acids. The record is from RefSeq and is a predicted model, not a curated record. The transcript has 6 exons.